This is a messenger RNA of Rotaria sp. Silwood1, 468 nucleotides long. The record is from the annotation of a GenBank genome assembly. NCBI's taxonomy places the organism in Eukaryota, Metazoa, Rotifera, Eurotatoria, Philodinida, Philodinidae.
ACCCACACCCACACCCACACCCACCCACACCCACACCCACACCCUGAUUCACGAAGAUAGAACGCAAGAGAGAGUGAUUUUUCGAUUUUUCUAUAAGAUCGUAAAGAACGUAAGAAUUGUCGGUAUCCAGGAGGUUAAAGAUACGUUCAUGUGUAUUCAUAUUGAAAUAGACAAUUUAUCUGAUGAUGAGAAACAAAACAAAUCAAGUGAAUUGAUAAAUAAAUUUGAACAUGCUUAUGCGGUAUUAUCCGAAUCAGUACAUGGUACAAGAAAAUCGAAAAAUAACGAUGAAUUGAUUAUUUGUUCGUAAGUUAUUCUUUUUUUUCUUUGAAAAAAUAAAAUAAGAAAAUGGUUUUAUUUUUUUUAUUUAGAAAUAAUUUAAAUGAUCAUCAAAUAUGUUUAUUAAAACGUAUUGGAAUACAUUUUCUCCUAGUUUAUGAAAACAAAAUUAAAGUUGAAAAAUAUUAA